Erinaceus europaeus (western European hedgehog) is the source of this 2058-nucleotide messenger RNA. RefSeq names its product gonadotropin-releasing hormone II receptor-like. The record is from RefSeq and is a predicted model, not a curated record. The transcript has 3 exons. Gene Ontology annotation, molecular function: gonadotropin-releasing hormone receptor activity; peptide binding. Lineage: Eukaryota; Metazoa; Chordata; Mammalia; Eulipotyphla; Erinaceidae. Gene Ontology annotation, biological process: G protein-coupled receptor signaling pathway. Bases 144 to 1310 code for a protein of 388 amino acids. Gene Ontology annotation, cellular component: membrane.
GUCUCCGAAGAGACCGUAGUGGGCGACAUUCGCAAUAACCAGUUCCAGACCCUAAACAGGAGGGCGAAGACUGUGGCCGAAGCUGACUUCUUUCCACCUGCACUCACUUCAUUCCUCGCUACCCUUUCGCUGUCCAGGCCACCAUGUCCGUAGGCAACGGCACCCCAUGGGGGUCGGCAGUCGGGGAGGAGGUCUGGGCGGGCCCCGGAGUACAAGUGGAGGACUCGGAGCUGCCCACCUUCUCAGCUGCAGCCAAGGUCCGAGUGGGAGUAACCAUCGUGUUGUUCGUGUCUUCGGCUGGAGGGAACCUGGCGGUGCUGUGGUCAGUGACGCGACAGCAAUCCAGCCAGUUCCGCCGCUCUCCAGUUCGGCGACUCUUUGCCCAUUUAGCAGCCGCCGACUUACUGGUCACUUUUGUGGUUAUGCCCCUAGAUGCCACCUGGAAUGUCACCGUUCAGUGGCUCGCGGGGGACAUCGCAUGUCGGAUACUCAUGUUCCUGAAGCUCGUGGCUAUGUAUGCUGCAGCUUUCCUGCCUGUGGUCAUCGGGCUUGACCGCCAAGCAGCAAUCCUCCACCCGCUUGGACCCCGCUCAACUGGAAGUAAACUUCUGGGAGCAGCCUGGGGACUUAGUUUCCUGCUUGCCCUGCCCCAGCUGUUCCUGUUUCGUACUGUCCGCCGAGCUGGCCCAGUCCCCUUCACUCAGUGUGUCACCAAAGGCAGCUUCAAGGCUCGAUGGCAAGAGACCACCUAUAACUUCUUCACCUUCUGCUGCCUCUUUCUGCUGCCACUGACUGCCAUGACCAUCUGCUAUAGCCGCAUUGUCCUCAGUGUGUCCAGUCCCCGAACAAGGAAGGGGAACCAUGCCCAUGCCGAUGAAUUUGCCCUCCGACGCUCACCAGACAAUCGCCCCCGUGUUCGCCUGCGGGCCCUUCGACUGGCCCUGCUUGUUUUGCUGACCUUCGUCCUCUGCUGGACACCCUAUUACCUGCUAGGGCUAUGGUACUGGUUCUCUCCCACCAUGCUAGCUGAAGUCCCUUCUAGUCUCAGUCACAUCCUUUUUCUCUUUGGCCUUCUCAAUGCUCCCCUGGAUCCUCUCCUCUAUGGGGUCUUCACCCUUGGCUGCCGAAGAAGGCCCCAUGAACUUAGUAUUGACUCUUCCAGGGAAGGAGGGUCUGGGAAAAUGACUCAACAGGGGACUCAAGUUCCUAGGCAACUGGAAUUACAAGCAAACGUGGCAACAUGGGCAGGACAAACAAGAGACAUUCUUCUUACAUCCAUUCACUCACAACAGGACAUGCAGGAAGCAUGAGAGUAUUUCAUUCCUAUUCCUUCUCUCUUAGCUUCCAAGGAAAAGAAACACUUAAGUACUGAUAUGCAGGGCUAGCAUGAGGGUGUUUCUUCCCGGGCACGUGCUCUCUGGGUUGCAGAGAACUCUGCCGGAGCCAGCCUAGCCUGCUGCCUACUCAGCGACGCGGGAGAGGAACCAGGAACUCUUGUGGCUGAGCUGGAACGCAAUAUGCCCUCAUUUAUUGAUCAGACACAUUGCCUUUUAUGUAUCUCUUCACCAGAAGUGGCAAGGGGGAAGGAAAUGACUAGAAGAGGGGACGGAGCAAAAAAAAAGAGUGGGAACAGAACAUAGAAACUUCCAUCUAACCAGUGGGGAUUAAACCAAUACCCUGCAGGCAGGGCCAGUCUCAGGCAAGACAGUGAUUAUGUAAAUAGAUCACAGCAUCAAGCAGUGCAAGGGAACCUGACGUGAUGACCAACACAGAUAGAAACAGAAGGGGUCUUUAGAAGCAGAAUUAGCCAAAGGAGAAAUGAUGACCAACACUGAUAGUAUAAAAAUUGAGACUAUGUUUAAUGUACAAAACUCUCACAGGCAAAAGAACCUUCCCAGUCACACCAUCUACCUUCCUACAAAUAAUGUUUCAGAGCUGCAAUGUUAUGACAGCAAGGUGACUUUAAAGUAGAAAACAAAAAUGGAGUAUUUAUUCUAAAUCAAACACUAGGCAAAUAAUAUAAGAGACGAAUAUAAACACAUUUGAGGUUCACCCCCA